AGACAUCGAAGAUGCGAAAGACCUUCUGAAAGCGACGAUUGUGCAUUUUGUAGAAACCAUGGAUUUGUCUGUGAAAAAGCCUUGAGUAGAAAAUGUGAGUGUAAGUCUGUAUCGCACAUUCCUUUUGAAAUUAUCAAAACAUUUAUUAACCAAGAACCAAUACCAAAACUAAUUACCAUAUCAAUUAACCCUUCUGAAACUACAGCUGAAGAAUUUCUAUCCUUCUACUCAAACUUCAAAACUAUUUGGAAUCUUAUCCCUCUUUUUGAGACUACCAAAAUGACUGCUGAAAUUGCAGAAGAGACUGCCAAUGCACUUAUUAAUUCUAAUCAUAUCUUUCAUAUUGAAACUGCCAAAGUGACUGCUGAAGUGACUGGCUAUAUGAAAAACCAAUUAGAUCAAAGAUCUUAUAUUUAUAAUGAAAACUGUACUUCAAAAUUAAUUUUACACAUACUUACUUAUCGUGCAACACGCGAUGGAUUUGAUUACAAUAAAUUUAUCGCGAAUAAUUGUAGCGGCGCGAUUCUUGGGUUAAUUAAGAUCUCUGAUCCAGAUGUUAAAGGUUCUAAUACUCAUUCACUUAGCCGUGUGGUAAAUUUUUCAACAGCAAUUUAUAGUUAUGGUGGAAAUUGGAUGAAUUUUGGAAACGCUGAUUUGGUGUUAAAUGGUCAGCAUGGAACUUGUACACAAGGUCAAUAUGAUAAGAAGAUUUUAAAUGUCAAUAAUGUUGUCGUUAAGGAGUUAGAGACUUUUGUCGUGCAAAAAAAGUAA
Molecule: messenger RNA, 771 nt
Organism: Racocetra persica
Lineage: Eukaryota; Fungi; Glomeromycota; Glomeromycetes; Diversisporales; Gigasporaceae
Source: the annotation of a GenBank genome assembly